UUAGCCGUGACAAUCCCUGAGUUUUAUGUUGAAUUUUAAUAAAGAAAAGAAUAGUAAAAAUUAAUUUUUUUCACACAGUUUAUUAUAAUUUUUUUUACUAUAUAUAAACGAAACGAAUAUUUGAAUUUGUUGUUAAUUUGAUAAAAUUAAGAUUACUAUUUGACGUUUAUUUGCGCCAUUUAAAAAGAAAUGAUAAACAAAUUACACAAGAGAAAUGAUUGUUGCCAAAGAAGCUGAUUUUUCAAAAGGUUUUUGGUUGGAAAUAUUAUUUCGUGCAUUCCUGGCUGUAAUAUUUUUAAAGUUGGAAUAUGCAGAACCUUUUGAAAGAAAAAUUCAUCCCGAAGAACUUUGGUUAUAUAAAAAUCCACAAAAAGAAGAUUAUGUACCAACAAAUGUUUUAUGGCCUCUCGUCUUCUUUCCACCAAUUGCCAUAAUUGUUAUUACAUUUCAAAUUACAAAGGACAAAUUUGAUCUUCGACAAGGAAUACUUUGUUCAACACUUGCUUUAGCUUUAAGCGGAAUAUUAGUAGAUAUUUUAAAAUUAAUUGUCGGUAGACCGAGGCCAGAUUUUUUCUGGCGUUGUUUUCCAAAUGGAGACACAAAUUUAGAAUUAAAUUGUAAUGGUGAUCAUCGUGUUAUAAUGGAAGGCAGAAAAUCAUUUCCAAGUGGACAUUGCUCGUUUGCGUUCGCUAGUUGUGGAUUUAUUGCCUUCUAUUUAGCUGGGAAAUUGCGCACAUUUACAUUAAGUGGAAAAGGAUAUUCUUGGAAUUUGUGUGCAUUUUUAAUUCCAUUAGUAAUUGCACUUAUUGUGGCCUUGAGUCGAACUUGUGAUUAUCAUCAUCAUUGGCAAGAUGUCUUAAUUGGAUCCCUCAUUGGAUUUGGUAUUUCUUAUUUAUGUUAUAGACAUUAUUAUCCAUCUUUGGAUUCUCAAUUUUGUCAUCGACCUUAUUUAAUAAGCGUUAAUUGAAUUUAUAUAUAUAUAUAUACAUUUUAUUAUUAAUUUAUUAUUUAUUUAUUUGCUGCUUUGUGAUAAUUUUCUAUAUAUAUAGGUCCAAUGUUUCAGUAUUUUUCAUCCAAAAAUGUAUAACAAUAUAGUUAAAUAUUUUUAAUGAAAAUUAUAAAUAUUUAUCUAUUUUUUAAAUAAAUAAAUAAUUUAAUAUAUUAAAUAAA
Leptopilina boulardi is the source of this 1170-nucleotide messenger RNA. Its product is annotated as phospholipid phosphatase 5. The transcript has 7 exons. Gene Ontology annotation, molecular function: phosphatidate phosphatase activity. Bases 215 to 967 code for a protein of 250 amino acids. The record is from RefSeq and is a predicted model, not a curated record. Gene Ontology annotation, biological process: phospholipid metabolic process. Lineage: Eukaryota; Metazoa; Arthropoda; Insecta; Hymenoptera; Figitidae.